UUAUCUCAAACAACUUCAUUGCUCGAUUCACCCUCCGAUAUCCUCAGGCUCCAACUCCAUGUCAACUCUAAAAGAGAUACUCACUCGCCGUCCGGUUGCCGCCACAAUCAGGCUGACGGUCCUAGCCGGUGGCGCAAGGCCGGCUCCUCCGGUGGGUCCAGCUCUGGGUCAGUAUCGACUCAAUCUGAUGGCUUUCUGCAAGGAUUUCAAUGCCCGAACACAAAAGUACAAGCCAGACACGCCGAUGGCGGUGACGAUUACUGCGUUCAAAGAAAACACGUUCGAGUUCACUGUUAAGUCUCCUUCAGUUACGUGGUACCUUAAAAAAGCGGCAGGGAUCGAGUCCGGUAGCAGCCGGCCGGGGCACGUGGUGGCCUCGACGUUGACGUUUAAACAUAUUUAUGAGAUAGCGAAAGUUAAGCAGUCAGACCCGUAUUGCCAGUACAUGCCAUUGGAGAGUAUUUGUAAGUCCAUUAUUGGGACUGCUAACACUAUGGGUAUUAAAGUUGUUAAGGAAUUGGAUUAAAUCAGAUCAUGGUUUAGGCUUUUUUCUAAACAUAAAUUUUGAAAUGUUUGUACUUGUUUGAUUGGUCGAUAAGAUUUGUGUUUGUUUUCUGAAGCAUUGAUUUAUAUGGGUUGGACUUCCCAUUGCAUAUUUUGUUACUAUAAAUUGAUAUACUGUACAUUGCAUAUUUUAUUAUUCUGUUAGUCAUUUGUGUUAUGGAAAUAAUAUUGUGGUUCCCUUUGA
This is a messenger RNA of Mangifera indica (mango), 748 nucleotides long. Its product is annotated as 54S ribosomal protein L19, mitochondrial-like. The transcript has a single exon. The record is from RefSeq and is a predicted model, not a curated record. Gene Ontology annotation, molecular function: large ribosomal subunit rRNA binding; structural constituent of ribosome. Gene Ontology annotation, biological process: translation. Lineage: Eukaryota; Viridiplantae; Streptophyta; Magnoliopsida; Sapindales; Anacardiaceae. Gene Ontology annotation, cellular component: ribosome; large ribosomal subunit. Bases 59 to 526 code for a protein of 155 amino acids.